AUGUCUGCUUAUACUUCAUUAAACGAUAUCUACCUUCUCACUUUCUUCAUUGCAAUCUUGAGAGUUUCUGCGCAACUACAAGACCCAACUUACGCCGGCCAUAUUUGCAGCAACAAGAUAUCAAAAAACGAUGUUUACUUAUCCAAUCUCAAAAGUCUUUUGACCUCUUUUUCAAACAGCCAUGCUUCCUUAUUCUCCGAGGGAUUUAAUUUUCUCGCAAAGGGUCAAGACAACGGUACAGUAUUCGGAAUAUUUCUCUGCAGAGGCGAUCUCUCGCCGGAAGUUUGCCGUGAGUGCGUCUUGUUUGCUUCUAGUAACACUCAGAGUCGAUGUCUAAGAGGGAAAGAAUUAUUGAUUCAGUAUGAUGAGUGCAUGCUUGGAUACUCAGACCGGAAUAUUUUCAUGGAUGGUGUAAGAACAUGGUCUACCCCUACAAUAAUCACUUGGAACAAUCAGAGUGUUCCAGACAUUUACCGACCAGACCGGUUCAAGGAUGCAAUGUUUUCUCUGAUGAACAAGUCUUCAGUGGAAGCGGCUGAUAGCAAGGAAAAGAGAUUUGCGGUUAACAAAUCGAGAUUUACUUUGUCUCAGACGCUUUAUGCAUUUGUCCAGUGUAUUCCUGAUCUUUCACCUGAAGGUUGCUUAAACUGUCUGCAACAAUCCAUGAUGGAGUUUAAUUUCAGCAGAGUUGGAGGGAGAGUUGUUUUCCCGAGUUGUAACUCAAGGUACGAGAUUUACCCUUUUUACAAUGAACCCUUGGUGACAACUCCCUCUCCAUCGCUUCCGGUUACAGCUACUCCGUCGCCUCCUGGAAAAGUAAAAAACUCAUUGGUGAUAAUCUUAGCAACUUGUGUGCCGGUCUCUGUCUUUGUUCUUUUUCUUGUGGCUGUUUCAAGCUACCAAGUAACAAAGAAAGUGAAGAAAACUGAUAAUACUACAGCUGCAGAUGAUGAAGGAGAUGACAUUACAACUGCUGGAUCACUGCAGUUUGAUUUUAAGGUUAUUGAAGCUGCCACAGAUAAGUUUUCCAUAUGUAACAAACUAGGUCAAGGUGGAUUUGGAAAAGUCUACAAGGGGACACUUCCUAAUGGAUCACAAGUGGCUGUAAAAAGACUUUCCAAGACAUCAGGACAAGGCGAGAAAGAGUUCAAGAAUGAGGUUGUUCUUGUGGCGAAGCUUCAGCACAGAAAUCUUGUUAAGCUUCUCGGAUAUUGUUUUGAGAGAGAAGAGAAGAUACUUGUCUACGAGUUUGUGCCUAACAAAAGCCUUGAUUACUUCCUGUUUGACUCUAGAAUGCAGAGCCAGCUGGAUUGGAAUAGACGGUAUAAGAUCAUAGGAGGAAUUGCUAGAGGGAUUCUAUAUCUUCAUCAAGAUUCAAGACUCACAAUUAUACAUCGGGAUCUCAAAGCUGGUAAUAUCCUCUUGGACGCUGAUAUGAACCCCAAAGUUGCAGAUUUUGGUAUGGCAAGAAUAUUCGAAACGGACCAAACCGAAGCAAAUACGAGAAGAGUAGUCGGAACCUAUGGUUACAUGUCCCCUGAGUAUGCGAUGUAUGGCCAAUUCUCAAUGAAGUCAGAUGUCUAUAGCUUCGGAGUCUUAGUUCUUGAGAUUAUAAGCUGGAGGAAGAACAGCAGCCUCCAUGAGAUGGAUGGUAGUUUAGGAAACUUGGUUACAUAUACUUGGAGGGUAUGGAACAAUGGAUCGCCACUAGAACUCGUGGACUCAUCCUUUCGAGAGAGUUAUCAAAGCAACGAAAUAAUUAGAUGCAUCCAUAUCGCCUUAUUAUGUGUCCAAGAAGAUACUGAGGAUCGCCCAACCAUGUCAGCAAUCGUCCAAAUGCUUACUACUAGCUCGAUCGCCCUCCCUGUGCCUCGACCACCUGGAUUUUUCUUCCGAAGAAAUAAAGAACAAGCAUGUUCAUCAGUGGACAAGUCUUCUCUCUGUUCGAUUAAUCAAGCAUCCAUUACUUCUUUAGCUCCUCGUUAAGUUUCAUAAACCCAAAAUCUUGGAAAUUACAGUAGCUUGCAAAUUUUGGAUUCACAUCAGAAUAUAGGAUAAUGUUACUUUCUUUGAGGUCAAUAUGCAUUAUUGUGUGUCAAUAUUUUCUAAUGUACCUGGUCCCUCAUUUCACUUGGUCUGCAAAUAAAAGUAUACAUAUUUACUACCGA
Messenger RNA from Brassica napus (rape), 2168 nucleotides. RefSeq names its product cysteine-rich receptor-like protein kinase 5. The transcript is spliced from 7 exons. The record is from RefSeq and is a predicted model, not a curated record. Bases 1 to 1986 code for a protein of 661 amino acids. Gene Ontology annotation, biological process: protein phosphorylation. NCBI's taxonomy places the organism in Eukaryota, Viridiplantae, Streptophyta, Magnoliopsida, Brassicales, Brassicaceae. Gene Ontology annotation, molecular function: protein kinase activity; ATP binding.